This is a messenger RNA of Marmota flaviventris (yellow-bellied marmot), 2282 nucleotides long. NCBI's taxonomy places the organism in Eukaryota, Metazoa, Chordata, Mammalia, Rodentia, Sciuridae. The record is from RefSeq and is a predicted model, not a curated record.
GUGUGAUGGGGAAAACCUGAGGGACAGGCAGAAGCGCUCCCCGCCUUCCUGAUGCCGUGGCUCCUGUAGAACAUGACCAUCGGGGUCACUUCCCCUUGCUGUCUUGCAGAGUCAAGCCAAAGCAUGUGCUUCCCCCUCCUCCCCCGUUGGUUCCUGCCGUGUCUCCGUCUGUCUCUGCUGCCUUCCCACCAUCUGAUGUAAUCGCAGGACAUCCGUAAGGCUUCCCGUACUCCCUGGGGCUCACCCAUGGCUGGCUAAGCCUCAGUCCAAGGGCACUACCAUGAGGCCCUGCAUCAACCGCUGCCUACAGCUGUUAGCCGACGACGCACACAAACAGCAGGUCAGCUGCCGAGGGGGCCCCCACCAGAGUCACCAGGCGUGCCCCGCAUGCAAAGGAGAAAACAAGAUCCUGCUUCGCGUGGACAGUAAGCAGAUGAACUUGCUGGCUGUUCUCGAAGUGAGGACUGAAGGGAACGAGGCCUGGGGCGGGUUUCUGCGCUUUAAGAAGGGGAAGCGAUGCAGCCUGGUGUUUGGACUGGUCAUAAUGACCUUGGUGAUGGCUUCCUACAUCCUUUCUGGGGCUCACCAGGAGCUUCUCAUCUCGUCUCCUUUCCACUAUGGGGGCUUCCCCAGCAACCCCAGCUUGCUGGACGGUGAAAACCCAGGCGACCUGAAGGAGCAUCACCACCAGCCCCCUGUAAAUAACGUGUCCUACGUCAAGGACUAUCCCAGCAUCCAGCUGGUCAUCAGCAGCAUCACCGCCAGGAUCGAGUUCACCACCAGGCAGCUCCCCGACCUGCAAGACCUCAGGAGGCAGGAGCUGCAUAUGUUCUCAGUCAUCCCCUCUAAGUUCCUGCCCAACAGCAAGAGCCCCUGCUGGUACGAGGAGUUCUCGGGGAGGAACACCACUGACCCCUACCUGACCAACUCCUACGUGCUCUACUCCAAGCGCUUCCGCUCCACUUUCGAUGCGCUGCGCAAGGCUUUCUGGGGCCACCUGUCGCAUGCGCACGGCAAGCACUUCCGCCUGCGCUGCCUGCCGCACUUCUACAUCAUCGGGCAGCCCAAGUGCGGGACCACUGACCUCUACGACCGCCUGCGGCUGCACCCGGAGGUGAAGUUCUCGGCCAUCAAGGAGCCGCACUGGUGGACCCGGAAGCGCUUUGGAAUUGUCCGCCUUCGAGAUGGGCUGCGAGACCGCUACCCUGUGGAAGAUUACCUGGACCUCUUUGAUUUGGCCGCGCACCAGAUCCAUCAGGGCCUGCAGGCCGGCUCAGCAAGGGAGCCGAGCGAGAUGAACAAAAUCAUUAUUGGGGAGGCCAGCGCCUCCACCAUGUGGGAUAACAAUGCCUGGACCUUCUUCUACGACAACAGCACAGACGGGGAGCCGCCAUUCCUGACCCAGGACUUCAUUCACGCCUUUCAGCCACAGGCCAAGCUGAUUGUCAUGCUCAGGGACCCCGUGGAGAGGUUGUACUCUGACUAUCUCUACUUUGCAAGUUCGAAUAAAUCUGCGGACGACUUCCAUGAGAAAGUGACAGAAGCUCUGCAGCUGUUCGAAAAUUGCAUGCUGGAUUACUCGCUGCGCGCCUGCGUCUACAACAACACCCUCAACAACGCCAUGCCUGUGAGGCUCCAGGUGGGGCUGUAUGCCGUGUACCUUCUGGACUGGCUCACUGUUUUUAAUAAGGAUCAGUUUCUCAUUCUGCGCCUGGAAGACCACGCAUCCAAUGUCAAGUACACCAUGCACAGGGUCUUUCAGUUCCUGAACCUGGGGCCCCUAAGUGAGAAGCAAGAGGCCUUGAUGACCAAGAGCCCUGCGUCCAAUGCACGGCGUCCAGAGGACCGGAACCUGGGGCCCAUGUGGCCGGUCACACAGAAGAUCUUGCAGGACUUCUAUGGGCCUUUCAAUGCUCGGCUGGUGCAGAUCCUCGCCGAUGAAGCGUUUGCGUGGAAGACACAGUGAGACCUUAGUCCUGGCUGUAGGCAUGGGGCUCAGCGACCCUGUCAUUGCCAUGACUUGAACCGUCUCCCUCGGUGGGGAACUGUUUUACACACAGUGUGGAGAAAACCGGGAGACUCCAUCUUCUUUUCCUCCCCAGGCACCUGUUAAUUAGAACCAUUCCAGAAUUUCCUUUGUGAAGUUCAGUAGCUUAGCCCUUGACCCCACAGAGCCCCUCCAGAGGCCACUGGAAGCUGCAGGUGGGCAAGAAUUGAGUUCUGCUCUGUGAGCACCCGGAGCCCUGGGGAGGGACGGGCUUGCAGUGCAGAGAGGAGGCCUG